Antechinus flavipes (yellow-footed antechinus) is the source of this 9746-nucleotide messenger RNA. RefSeq names its product phosphatidylinositol glycan anchor biosynthesis class F (gene PIGF). The record is from RefSeq and is a predicted model, not a curated record. Lineage: Eukaryota; Metazoa; Chordata; Mammalia; Dasyuromorphia; Dasyuridae. Gene Ontology annotation, biological process: GPI anchor biosynthetic process. The transcript is spliced from 6 exons. Gene Ontology annotation, cellular component: endoplasmic reticulum membrane. Bases 150 to 746 code for a protein of 198 amino acids.
GUGUGUGCGCCUGCGCGUAAUGCGCGCCUGCCAGUCGCACCUGAGAGCCGAGGAGGGCGGGAGCUCGGUCUCAGGUGUUGACUUUUCCCUUAUCUCCCACCCAUUUCUCCUCGGCCCGAGAUUCAGUGGGUACACCUUCAGGAAGCACCAUGAAAGACACAGAUAUCAAGAGACUGUUUUAUGCUCACCUUUUCUGUGUUUUUUCCAUCAUUCUAACUACCUUCACUCCAUCUUUAUUCUUGGAGGACUUCUCAGUCUUGGAAACACACUUGACAUGGUUGUGUAUCUGUUCUGUAUGUGUAACCAUUGUCAAUGUAGUAUUAUAUUUGCUAAUAAAACCAAAUCCAUCUGCUAAGAGAAGCUCAAUUUCACAUAAGAUAUCCAGACUUCUGAAAUCUUGUGUCUACUUUUUUAUAUCUUGCCUACUCUAUCAUACAAUCAUUGUUCUGUAUGGAGCACCACUAAUAGAGUUGAUGCUGGAAACAUUUUUAUUUGCUGUUCUUUUGUCAACUUUUACUACAUUACCUUGUUUGUGUUUAUUAGGACCAAAUAUUAAAGCAUGGUUACGAGUUUUCACUAAAAAUGGAGCUACAUCUAUUUGGGAUAAUAGUCUUCAGAUCACUACACUGUCCAGCGUUGUAGGAGCAUGGCUUGGAGCAUUUCCUAUUCCAUUGGAUUGGGAGAGGCCAUGGCAGAAACCUGACAGCUGGAAAAGGUAUUUCAUUGAACACUGGAAGGAUAUUUAACAUUCUGGACCAGUAGAGACUUCAUCAGAAUUUAAAAGAGGGUCAUUUGGAAUGCAAAUGCAAAGUUACUUGUAUUUGUAACUCACACAAUCUACAUAAAAAAUAGUGAAACACAUUAGAAAGUACUUUGUGAAACGUUAAAACUUCAGAAAUUUCUCUUUGAGUUAUGCUCCUGAGGUAGUUGACUAGUUCCAACUUUGUGGUCAUUUUGCUCAUCUGAAGGCAGUAGUUUUCAGUGUCUUCAGUUCUUUGAUUUAUAUGUUAGACACAAUUUUCCUUAAAAACAUAUAACAAUAAGAGCAGUUUGGAAACACCAUCAAUAAUGUUUCUGAUUUUUGAGUUUAGAAAAUACAUAUUAAUUUUAAGAAACUCUUUUUAAAUUAAACAAUCUAAACAUAGUUUGUGACUCUGUUAUUAGUACAUAUCUAAAUUUUCAACUAUAAUAAAGCUAACACAUCUUUUACUGAUUUCAAAAAUAGUAUUUAUGUUUCUGUCACUUUCAUAACAUAGGAAUGACUAGAGCAUGGAAUUGGACAUCUACAUGUCUAUUAAUGACUAAUUUGUCUAAUUCUCAGUACAACAGGUUUUGAUUCCUAGGAUAGAUGAUAUGAAGAAUAAUAUUUGUUAAAUGGGAUUGCAUGUAAAGGGAAAAGGGACAACCCUUCAGGUGUUUUUUAAGUCAUGGGGAUAGCCUUAUUUUAAAAUGUGUUGCAUUGGUAGCUAUUUAUUCAUUUUAUUCCAAUUCUGAUAUCUCUUGUCAUAGAGAUAGAUUCCUAAACAUGUAUAUUUGUAGACUGAGGAUUGCAACAUUUUCAUUGUAAGUAUAUUCUUUAAAGUUAAAAUGUACCACAAACAUACCACACACACACACACACAAAAAAAAAAAAAAAUACAGGAAAUACAAUAUAAGACAUAAGACAUUUGCACACAUACUUAUGGAUAUUUUUAAAAUUUGAGUAUCAAAUUGGUCACAGCCUAUAGGUUGUCUUUCCCCUGACCAUCUCACCCAAAAGUUAUUCAUAAGCUGCCAUAUUUAGCUUAGUAGUGAAAUAUAUGUAAAAGAAAAAAAAGAGAUGACAUCUCUCAAGGAACAUAUAUUUCUGUAAAGAUUUUGAUAUCUUUUUCCUCCUUUUAUGAUUAAAUUUUAAAAUGCUUUUAUUUAUAAGAGAAAAAUUAGUUUUGCAAGCUGAUUUAGACUAGAUGCUUUGAAAAUCAAAUGAUCCUUGGGUGUUUGGGUGAAUUUUAUAUAUAUAUAUAUAUUUUUUUUUUUUUUUAACUAAAAUUUCAUUUUAUCAUUUUUUGCUGGAUUUUAACAUUACUUCCAAAAUUCAUUAGGCUACCUUAGCCAGUGGCAUUAUUUUGUUUUCCAUUUGACUGAAGAGACAAGCCUUUUAUUUGGGAAUUUUAAAAGAUAAUUCCUUGGAUCAAGUGCCUUGUUUAAAUUAUUUAUUCUAAACUAAUGCUUUAGUUGUGUUAUUCUGAUAAAUUUGGUUCAGUCUUUUAAAGAUGAAAUCAUCUCUCCUUUUAUUUAAUCUAACAAAAUUAAAUACUUAAAUAUUAAUUCUGUUUAACAUUUAUUAAACACCUCUAAAAGUUGAAUGUUUGAUAUGCAACUAUUAGGAUCUUUUAAAUCAAGAUAUCAAUUAUUCUCUAGGCAUGGAAUUGCUGAAACUUAUGUCCUCUGUUAUUUAAAGAUAGAAAGGUGGAGCAGCUGGGCCUAGAGUCAGGAACACUGAGUUUGAAUCCAGCCUCAACUACUGACUAGCUGUGUGACUCUGCUUGCCUUAGUUUACUCAAUUUUUAAAGUAGAGAAAACAGCACCUCCCUCAAAGCAUUGUUGUGAGGAUCAAAUCAGAUACUUGUAAUCCUUAGAACAGUGACUAAUACAUAGUAGGUGCUAUGCAAGGACUUAGUCCCUUUCUCUCUUCUAUGCUCAAGAAAGUAUAUAUAACUUUGUUCCUUUUUACUGCAUUCUUUUUACUAAUGUAACAAGACUGAUGUGACACAUCUAAAAGAUCUUUCUAUAUGAUGAAAGACCAAAAAUAAAAAACAACAACAAAAUGAACAAUGAAAAAUAUGAAAGGCAAGUCAUAGAACUAAUAGAAAGGCUUAUUAUAGGAACUAUGAACCUAUAUACAUAUUUAAGUAUGUACAUAUAUGUGUACACGCAAUUUUUUAAGAAAAAGAUCAUUUUGGCAAAAGUUUGGACUUGUCUUUAUGCAGUGCUUUAUUCCAUUAUUCUGUUUUAGAGAACAAAAGACUACUUGGCUAACUCGUGUUGCCCCAGUAGAGGUGUAUCUGAUAGAUCAUAAAUACUCUCAAGAGUAGAAAUUGUUUUGUUUUGUUUUGGUUUGGUUUUGUAUUCGUAUUAUCUCUAGCACCCAGCACAGUGCUUAACAGGUAGUAAUUUCUUAACACGUUUGUUAAUUGAUUUCUCAUCCUCCUGGAUUAGUUCAUUGUAGCAAGGGAGAGCUGAAAUAUUCUUUCUAUGAAGGAAAUUUUAGAGAAAAGGACAUUGGGAUUCAUCUAUUCCAGUUCCUUUAUUUCACAGAUGAGGAAGCAGUGCAUAUACAGAUAGGAAGUAACGAGCUAAGAUAUGAAUUAAAGUGCUGACUUCAAAACCUUUUUUCACUAAACCAUGUGGUCAGUAAUUAUUGUUGAUUUGCCCAAAGGCAUCCAGUUUUUGCCUUUUGGCUCCAAAUCUAUCCCUCUGCAUUAUACCAGCAUGCCUCUUUAGCAAAAAGACAAGAAAACUUUUUUUGCUAGUACUUCCCUCUCCCUCAUCUAGUACUAUGUAUUUAGUACCUAACUUGUCUAUAUCUAUCUCUAUAUGUGUUUCUUCUGAUCAAAUGUAAGUACAUUGAAGAUAUCAAUUCUCUCACGCUUGUCUUUGUAUUUUCUUUGUCUAGCACAUAAUAGCCAAAUAAAGCAUGGUGUUGAGUAUAUCAUGUUAAAUCAAGUUUCUUUUUAAGAUUGAGAAAGAAAAGAUACCCUUUGAUUAAGAUAUUGUCAUCGCUACCAAAACCAUGGAAUAAGAGAAUUAAGUAAAAGUAACGUUUGAAGAAAAGACGCUAUUCAGCAUUUUGACAUUUCUUACUUUUUAAUGGAGAACAUUAAUAGAAAUCUUGAGUAGGAGGUGGCUAGUAAUAGCAACCUUUCACAAAGGCUGAGGCUUAGGGCAAUGUUACUUUUGCCAUUGAUGCCCUUUGCUCCAAAUUGACUGCCUUUUAAUGUUCCUCGUUUUAAAAUAAAUUCUAUUACAAAAAUGACUUAAAAUGAAGUCUUUAACACACAUAUCCCCAUACUCUAGAACUGCCCCAUUUAUUUCAAUUAUUAUUCAGUUUAAUAAAAUCAAAAUGUAAUAGAAAAAAUUAACCUAUUAAGGUGGAUUAUGGCCUCUCUCAGGAAUAAAACUAAGCAGUCAUAAUGUGUAAUCUGGUUUGCGAUGGCUUUAGGGACAUGCACCAGAAGGACAGGGUUUUUCUUUCUUCUAUAUUAGGGGGUAGUUUUAAUUGCUGGUGGCAAGAAGGCAAGAGUAUUUUUCUAGAGCUAUGUAAAAUCAUUUUGAAAAGUUAUUAUUUCAGAACCAUAAUUCAUGGUUCUAAACAAGUCAUUUAAAAAUAGUAUUUUGUUUUUUUGGUUAUUUGACCACAAGUUUGAAAAAAUUUCUGCUAUUUAUAGAUAAUACAAUGAAUGUUAUACAAAUGUUAGCACAGGGGCAUAGGCCUGAAAUUAGAUAGGGAUUUACAGAGAGUGGAUUCAUUUACUCAAGUUGGAAUUUGACUGGGAUCUAAAAGGAAGAUCCACCAAACCUUCAUCAAUAUUUUUAGAUUUAAUAGACUACAAGAGGUCUGAGCUUGUUGACUACAAAUGGAUUAGACUUGUUUGGCCAUAUUUUAAGUAGAUAAAAAGGAAAAGUGAAAAUAAAAGGAAAAAAAGAAAAACUAAUACAAGUUAUUUACAAUUUCUCCUUAAUAGAAAGUUAUUGUUUACUUUCAAAUAUACUGUAUCAUACAGGAGUAGAUGCUUUAUAUACAUCCUAAACUUUGAUUAUUCAUUUUAUUUGUCAUUUAGGAGUUAAUAUAGGACCAAAAAAUUAAGGAAAAAACCAAACUACUGUUUUGUAUUUAAAGAUAUAAACACUGUUUUGAAACAAAAGUUAUUAAAGUAUUCUGUGAUAAAGCUUCAUUCAGGCACUACUAAUCUGGAAUUUUUGAAAGUUUAACCUAUUCUGAACUGAGGUUCACUUUGCUGUAAAAGAUAAUGUACUAAGCAGAAAAUAUUUUUAAGGAUUUCAGCACAUUUUAUAAAAAAAACCCUAAUUAUGCUUAUUAUUCAUUAAAGCAGGACUUAUAUUAAGCAAUAACAGAACAAUUUAAGUUAUUUGAAUUUACUUCCUGUAUCUCUAAUCAAACUUAAUUCCAUUGAAAAUGUAAUUUCAGACUGGUCUUCCAAAUUAGUUCAUAUUUCUAUAAUAUAGUUUUCUUUUAUUUCCAAGGAACUGCCUUCAUUAUCUUAAAAAAAAAAUCCUCAAGCAUUGGAAUUUUUCCAAAAGGCCAUUUUCAGUGACAAAAAACAUUAAUAAAAAAAAAAAAAACCAAAAAAAACCCAACAAAUCUUUGGUUAAGUUAAAAUAGCGCAACUAGAACUUUCCAUAAGAAAAUGCUCAUUUUAAAUGAUGAGCCUGUGGAUUUCAGAAAAACCUGGAAAGACUUACAUGAACUGAUGCCAAGUAAAGUGAGCAGAACCAGGAGAAUAUUGUAUACAGUAACAUUGUGCAAUGUUCAGCUAUAAAAACUCAGCUCUUCUUAAUCAUACAUUGAUCCAAAGCAAUUCCAAAAACUCAUAAUGGAAAAUGCUAUGCACAUCCAGAGAAAGAACUAUGGUAUCUGAAUUCAGGUGGAAGCAUGCUAUUUUCCCUUUUGUCCUGAUUCUGAUUAAUGUAGAAAUGUGAUUAAUGAUUACAUAUGUAUAACCUAUAUUGGAUUACUUGCUGCCAAGGAAGAAAGGGGGAGAGAAAAAUUUGGAACUCAAAAUCCUAUAAAAGUAAAUAUUGAAAACUAUAUAUAUAUAUAUAUAUAUAUUUGGGAAAAAAUAAAAUACUAUUAAGUGGGAAUAAAAUAAAGAUAGGGGCAUGGUGAUAUUGUGCACUAAAAAAAAAAUGAUCCUUUCAAAAGCUCUCAAUGUGGGAGAAAAUCACCCCAAACUCAUCAUGGUCUAAAGAGUACAACCUAAGGCACCUCAGAAUCACAGAUGACAUUAUCAUCUUUACUAAAGCUCUAAAGACCAAUAAUGAAUAGUUUGUCUUUGGAAUGUGAAGAUGAAAGCCUGAUGAUUUAAAAAUGCUUAUUGCAACCAAGGUAGAUUUAGAAUCUUUAGAAUUUUAGAGUUGGAAAGAGCUCACUUUAAGGAUGAGGAAAAUGAGGCCUAGGGAGGUGACUUGCAUAAGAUAAUGAUGGCAGAGUUGCACCCAGCCAGGGGAGAUGACAUGUAUUUGAACUAUUUAUGUAAAAUGUGGCAAUUGGUUUUAACCCACUGGAACUAUUCAAUGCAAAUUCAAAUAAUGAGACUACCUCAUGGAUUCAUUAUAUAAACUAGUUUGGCAUCCUGUCUACAGAGGAAUUCUUUGAAAUGUAUCAGCUAAUAAAUGCAGAUAUUCUAAAGAAACUCAGCUAGGUUUCUGAAGAUUGAGUUCACUCUGUUAAAAAGAUUCUGUUCAUGGUUAUAAAAGCAACAGUUCACUAGACCUAAUGAUAGAUAGUCACUAUCUGUUGUUCUAGAUAACAGGUUCAUAAGCAUCCAGAGCUAGAUCAUUUAGUUUUUACAGAUGAGGAAAUUAGUACCUAGAGAGGUGGAGAGAUUACUCACAAUCACCCAGGUAAGUAUGUAGAGAUUGCUGAGAUUUAGACUCAAGUCAUUUUUCCAAUUAAUAUUAAGAACAACUCAGAUGAUAGAAAAAAAAUAACUUUUUUUACUGGGUAAAAUAAUCCUGCACAGUGGUAAAAUGGAAAGAUCACUGAACUUGGACUUGAAACACCUGGGUUCAAAUCCCAAUUCUAAUACUUCCUAUUUAUAUGAAUAUUGAGAGCAAUGAUCAUAUUUUAGGAAUCACUUAACCUGUCUGAGCACUGUUUUCUUCAUCUGUAAAAUGGGGAUAACACACUUUGCUUCACAGGCUUAUAAGGAAAACACUUUAUAAAUUGAGAAGCAUGAUCUAAAUAUUUAUUAUUAUUCCGCAGAAGCUUUUGUAUUUUUAAAAAAACAAAACCCAAAACAUUCCCUAUAGACUUAAGAUACAUCGAGCCAUUGUAUUUUCAUUUAAUGACUGACAGCACAUUUAAGUACUGAAAUUUUUUCAAGUGGGAACAUUCUAAUAGUGUUCCAUAUGCAGUUUAAUUGUGAUAACUAAGCAGCUUAUAUCUAAAACCUUAUAGAAAUCAGAUUGAAUAUCAUAGAAAUCAUGAUUUGGGAUAUAAAAAUUAGAUUUUUCUAUAAUACUCUUAGCCACCAGAAUCAGAUGCAUUUUCUUGACUGAAAUAUGGAAAGAGAUAAUAACAUUUUACAGUCAGUGGUGGUAGUGGGGUAAUCUUAGGUUAAAUUCACCUGAUUAUAUGUUUAUAUACAAGGUGUAGUACAUACUAUAUAUUUAGACAUAGUAAUGAGGGUAUGUAGUGGUGUAUACAUUUAAUAAUACUUGAUAAAAAUGAAAAUUUGCCAUAAUUACUGACUACCCCUUGUAUGAGCCUUAUUUGAAUGAUGACAUAAGAGUGUUGUUAUUCAGUACUAGGCCAGUCUGCCAUGAACCUCUAGCAAAGUCCUACCAAAGAGAACUCUGCUGUGAAGACUUACAUUUGUUACCUUAAAGUAGUACUUUGGUAUGUACUUCAGAGAACCAGAGAUUCCAGCAAAUGAAAAUACAUAUAGAUGAGUACAUUUAAAAGAAAACAGGAGAAGUACUACAGGUUUGGAGAAGGGCAUAUGUCCCCAUUUUUUUAAAUUGUGAAGAAAAUGGUCUCUGCCAACUAGAAGCAGGUGUGUCGGUUCCUGGGAAAAUCCCAGAAAGUAGUGAACUUAUAGAAAAAGAAACAUGGUGAUGAAAGAUUCAUGUGAAUAGGACAUACCAGACAUACUGCCUUUCAUUUUUGGACACAAUUGCCACAGUGUUAGAUCAGGGCAAAUGAGAUCUACUUUACUAAAGUAUUUGAUGAAAUCUCGUGCUAAUCUUGUGGGAGGAAAUUGUGGGGGGAGGUAGUUUUGAAAUGAAUUGAAUCAUUGGGGAAGGGGGUCAAAAAGUCAUUUUUAACAGUUUGGUACCAGCUUAGGAUGACUCCAGUGGAGUAUUCUGGGCAUCUAUGCUUGGUCUUGUGCUGUUUGGUGUUUUUAUCAUGGAUUAAAGCAUAGAUGGUGUGCUUUUAAAAAUAUGUAAAUGAUUCAGAAUUGUGAGAGAAAGCUGAUAUGCUAGAUAGGAUUCAAAAGAUCUUAAUGGAAUAAAAUAUUGGGCCAAAUCCAAGAGUAAGAAAUUUAAUAAUGAUAAAUGAAAAGACUCACUUGGAUUCAAAAAGUCAUUUUCCUAAGUCCAAAGUGGGAAAGUAGUUAUGACUGAAGUUUGUCUGAAAGCAAAUCAGACCGUAUGUGGAAUAAAAUCUUUAGUUCUGAGUACCACAAAUUAGGGCACACCUUAAAGACGAGGAAAUUUAGACUUGAUGCAAAGAAAAACUUAAAAAGGAGAAAAUACGAUAUUUUGGAACAAGGCUGAUUUCCCCUUCCUGUUUGAGCCCUUUGAACAAAAGUCAGGGGGCUGUUUAUAGGGUAUAUUGUGGAGAGAAUCCUUUUUCAUUUAAGGUUUGGAUUGGUGAUCUCUUAAGUCCCUUCCAACUCUGAAAUUCUGUGAUCCAAUAGGCAAUAAAGCCAAUAUUUCUUACUCCUGUUAUAGUAAGGCUCAAGAAAUUGAUUUAAAGACUAGCAAUGUUCAGAGUACAGGAGUUGGAAGUUAAGAUCUGGUUUCAAAUUCUGGUUCUACCACUUACUGCCUUUGUAAUUUUGGGCAAGUCCCUUCACCUCUGUGUCCCCUAAAUAUUUCUAUCCAUAAAAAAGAGGGAGGGGAUUAAUCUAGAAUCUGUUAGGGCUUCUUAACCUUGUGACCAUGAACUUGUUUUUAAAAACAAUUUGGUAACUGUAUUUCAGUAAUUGGUCUUCUUUGUAAUCUUUUGUGAUUUAUGCAUAUAAAAACAUUCUAAGAAGGGAUUCAUAAAACGAAGUUAAGAAUCCCUGGUCCAGAUGAUCACAUAGACCAUUCUGUGUAUUUAUUAUCCUAUUAUCAAGUCUGAAAGGAAACCUACAGGACGUUUAACUUAGCUAUUUUGGCAGGGAGGAGUUCUCCAAAGGACUUCUUUUGACAGCUUCUGCUCUGCUAUAAAUUUUAUGUCACUUGUUUUGAUUUCUAGGUUUCUUUCUUCAUUUUAUACAGUUCAAAGGUUUUUCUGUGUUUGGUGACCACAUAUUCCUUAUUCAGUGUACACAUCCACAGCAACAGGGCGAGAAUAUAUUUUUUAUAAAAAUGGACUGCUUUGAAGAUCUGAAUUGAGCCCAAGAUAUACAGCAAAAUGGGAAGAUAUUCAAUAAGUCUAACCCAAAACUUAAGUUUUAGCAUGUUUCUCAUUUAAGUUUUGGGAGCAUCAAACUAAAUCUACAGUUGGCAGAAGUCCAGAUAUAUCUUAAUUGCACAUUAACUAAAAACUGUACAGCAUUUAGUGUUUGUGAUAAAUGCAAGUAUAAUCUUAUUACAGUUUUGGCAUUCAUUAGGAAAGCAUAUUAAGCUUUAAAAUAGAAAUGUUUAGAUUACACAGAACUUGUGCUCAAGUACAAGAUAAAACAUUUUCCCUCUUGUAUCCCACAUUCUCUCCUUAGGUCUGGCCCAUCUCCUGUACGCUGGGAGCCACCUUUGGGUACGUGGCUGGUCUUCUCAUUUCCCCUGUCUGGAUUUACAGGAACAGGAAGCAG